AUGGCGGGUACGGCCGGACAGAUACCUCCCACCUUCGUCGUCGAGCAUCUUGACCCCGAACUGGGACCUUGGUCAGCGCUGGAAUAUAAAUGCAUUGCCGAAGAGCUGGGCAAAGCCGGCGCAAAAUUCAUGCUCACCUCAGUCCCGAAGUCACUGCGUCUGCCCCAGAGUCUGGCAUCGCAGAGCAACUUGGGCGUCGAGCAUCAGAGCGUGGAGGAGCUUUUUGUGGACAAAAAGCCGGCUGUUUGCCUUCUAGAUCCUGCCGCUGUCACCGAGUUGUCGCCCGCUGACGGCACUGCCUUCCAGGUAUUCCUCUUUGGCGGUAUUCUUGUCUUUUGGGUAGGGGACCAUCCGCCACGAGACCGAACCUCUGAGCUGAGGAAAAAGGGCUAUGCCGCUCGUCGGUUAGGCCCCAAGCAGAUGACAACUGACACUGCCGUCAGAGUGACACGGAUAGUUACCCAGGAGAAAGCAGUGCCGUUGAGCCAGAUACCGUGGCUGGACUUCCCCGAGAUCCGCGUCGACAAGCGCGAGUCUAUCGAGAUGCCCUUUCGCUACGUAAAAGGGCCCGACGGAGAGCCAAUCAUGCCAGAAGGCAUGUCUGCUCUGAUUAAGCAAGACGCAGACAAGGCGAUAGAAGACUUACUUUAG
Messenger RNA from Nannizzia gypsea CBS 118893, 651 nucleotides. Its product is annotated as DUF431 domain-containing protein. The transcript has 5 exons. Gene Ontology annotation, molecular function: protein-arginine omega-N monomethyltransferase activity. The record is from RefSeq and is a predicted model, not a curated record. NCBI's taxonomy places the organism in Eukaryota, Fungi, Ascomycota, Eurotiomycetes, Onygenales, Arthrodermataceae. Gene Ontology annotation, biological process: peptidyl-arginine methylation. The coding region runs from base 1 to 651 and encodes 216 amino acids.